Messenger RNA from Scatophagus argus, 11804 nucleotides. Its product is annotated as zinc finger homeobox protein 3-like. The transcript is spliced from 11 exons. Gene Ontology annotation, molecular function: DNA-binding transcription factor activity, RNA polymerase II-specific; RNA polymerase II cis-regulatory region sequence-specific DNA binding; zinc ion binding. The coding region runs from base 366 to 8894 and encodes 2842 amino acids. The record is from RefSeq and is a predicted model, not a curated record. Gene Ontology annotation, cellular component: nucleus. Lineage: Eukaryota; Metazoa; Chordata; Actinopteri; Scatophagidae. Gene Ontology annotation, biological process: regulation of neuron differentiation; regulation of transcription by RNA polymerase II; brain development.
CAUUUUUUGAAGGAAACUAAUUAGCAGGAAUAAAGAGCCAAGUGUUUUUCCCCCCACAGUGAUCAGAACUCAUUCUACCUCUGGAGCUCGCACAAACCCCUCCGUCCCCCAUCUUCUGUUUACUACAGCCUAUAUGUAGCUUUAAUUACACUGUUGUUUGGUAACAACUUGGACCCCGCUGCUCUCUCCCUCUCCCCAUUUUUUCCCUCCUGGCUCCGUAAAAACGCAGAGGAUCAUUCAUAAGGAAUGAGUGGGCUCUCUAUACGGUUGUUUUCUGGACUACUACACAUUCAGCGUACGGAGCUUUGUACCAGAGCUGCUGCAGAAAUGUGGGGUAGUAAUGCGUGGCAGCUGUAGCCUCUGGUAUGGACAGCGGUGAGGGAGGAGGAGGAGGGGAUGGAGGGGGAGGAGAGGAAAGAGAUGCUGACCUCAGUCCCCAGGCUUUAUCUCUUCCUCUCCUGACCCUGGCGGUCAUUCCUGAGCAGGGGUCAUCCUCUCAUACCUCAGCCAUGGCCCCUGCCAAAGAGCCCCCGACCCUGCCUCAGCAGCAGCAGCAGGAGGAGGGCGCAGAGGGGUCCCAGGCUAGAGAAGAGACCCACGGAGGUGAGCAGAAAGAAGGAGGCCGACAUUCACUGGAAAAUGGAGUGUGUCAAAAGCAGGGGAAAAAGGAAGACUUCGGGGAGGGAUAUUUGUCAAGGCAGUGGAAGGAAGAAGGGGAGGUGCACGUAGGUGUGGGAGAGGCGUCAGUUACAGGGGGCCUCCCAGCAGCCCUAAGCAGCAGAGGCGGAGAGGAGGAGAAGGAAGAGGAGGAGGCCAUCUCAAACCAAAGCCAAACCAAAUCCAAAUGUUCUUUAUUACCUCAACAGAGCCAGCACAGCUCUUCUUCCAGCACUGCAAAGGCCAGUGGCAUACUCGACAGCAAAAUAGCCGCUUCUCCAAAGCCCUCCCCCACUCCUUCCAACUCUCCAAAGUCCUCCCCUUUUCUUUCCACCUCUCCAAAGCACUUCAUUUGUCCGUCCUCCUCUUCUGCCCUGCUGAGCGAGACAGAGGUAAAAGACAUUAAGGGAGAUCAGGGCUGGAUUUCUGGGUUUCCUCAGAGCUUUAAAUCCCAGCAGUCUACUCUGGCUUUUCCAGUGGCAGGUACAGAGCUGGCCAGUACACCUGCUGAGGAUGAUGGGCCGGCAGGGGUUCCUCACUCUUCCAUUUCGAAUGGAGAUGGUGCCAAAGCUCCAGAACCAAAUGACAGCCAGCUAGACACAGAGGUGGAUGAUGAGAGAGACAAAGAAGGAGAACAGAAAGAAGCUGUCCUUAAAAACCUCAACCAAGACCUCUCUCCUAAUUCACUGACUAGUCACAUGACCAUAAUGCACUCACGUAAUUCCUGCAAAACGCUGAAAUGCCCCAAGUGUAACUGGCACUAUAAGUCACAGCAUACACUGCAAGUACACAUGAAAGAGAAACAUCCAGAGACCGGAGGCCAGUGUGUGUGUGGCGCCUCUGGGGGAAAGUGUGUUUGUGGUGGUGCAACACGAGAUGUGUGUGGAUACUGCAGUUCGGGAAAACCCCAUCCUCGCUUGGCUCGCGGUGAAACAUACGCCUGUGGCUACAAGCCCUACCGCUGUGAGGUGUGUGACUAUGCUACCUCAUCGAAAGGCAACCUCAGCAUACACAUGCAGUCGGAUAAACACCUUAAUAAUGUUCAAAAUGGGGGACACGCAAAUGGUCACAUGCACACUUCUCACAUUACCAACAGCAGCAGCUCCUCCAAUGGUCACACAGUGGAUGAGCCAACAUACAAGCUUCCACUCUCUAUUCCUACGCCCACCACCCAGCCCACUAAGCUCACACCACCUGCACACUCUCACUCUCAUUGUAAGCGGUGGCGGUGUGAUGUGUGCGACUAUGAGACCAGCAUUGCCCGCAAUCUGCGCAUACACACCACCAGCGAGAAACACACGCAUAACAUGUUACGGCUCCAGAGAGGUUACUAUCUGUCUCACUGCAGGAGUCUGGCCCCGCAGCUUAAACACCUACAAAACACAGGCGCCGAGCUCUCCCUCAACAUGAGAUUGACCAGUCAGCAAGUCACAGAACAGCCAGUCUCCCUGGGGUCUACACUGACUCCUUCUCCCUCCCCUUCUCCCUCUCCCCCUCCAGCCUCAUGUCUGUCCCCCACUUCGCCCCUCUCCCAGGGCGUGUUUCAAUGCCUUGUCUGCUCCUGCUUCUCAUCCGACAGCUUAGAGUCUGUGGAGCAGCACCUGAACACCCCUCGCUCUCUGCCCCAGUCUGAGUGGUGCUCCCUGGUCGCUGGUGGCUGCCACUGCAGGCUGUGUGGAUACACAACCCCACUGAGGGCUAACUUCUCUUUGCACUGCCAGACUGACAGACAUCGCACCCGAUACCAGCUAGCUGCUCACCUACAGGAAGGUGGUGACAGGGGUCAGGAGGGGGCCGCCCUCAUUGCUAAGGGUAACCCUGUUCAGCUGAGGUGCAACCUGUGUGACUACGUGACCAGCAGUUUGGAGAAGCUACGAGGACAUUCCCUCAAUUCCCACCACGAGGCCGGCGUCCGGGUUUACAGAUUCCUGCAGCAGUAUGAUGGUGAGGUUGAUGGAGGUUCGUGGCUGUUCCAUUGUCUCCUAUGCAACCACUCCUCCUCUUCUAAACUCCAAGUACUGAAACACAGUCAAACCCCAACGCAUCAACAGAGGGAAGGGCUACUGCAGCUGCAGCCAAUGGGCGGAGAGGAGCUGGCGGCCAUUUUUACCAUCAGGAAAAGCCCUGGUGGUGACACAGGAGAGCUCAGUGAGGAUAUGGAAACCUCCAUUGAGACCACCACUGGUCCUCUGGACACAACCAAAGACUCAUGUAACUUGGGGGCAAAGCAGAUUUCUGAGGAGACAGGAGAAACCAAGGGGGAGGAAAGAGAAAGUCGAGAGUCCUUUCCCCCAGUUAAACGCCCAUCCUCUGGAUGUGGGGAGAUGGAAAACUCCAUCUCAACCAAACGCCCCAGAAUACACCAGCAAAAUGAGAACCAGCAGACUGUCCAGUGCCCUUUGUGCCAGGUUACGCUCCCAUACAUACAUCUUCAACAGCAUCUUAGACAUGUGCACAGUGUGGCUCAGGACUGUGUAGACAAGCUCAUCAGCACAGUCACACUUUCCAUGGAGCAACCGCAGCUUCCACCACAGAUGGACCCACAGACAGAGUUGCACACAGAUGAUACUCAGAAAAACAAAAACACCAAGAAUAACAAUGCAAAUUGUUGCCAUACUGCUGAUUCUGUUGCCCCUGCUGAUUCACAGAAAAACAAAGGCAUUUCAGUGGACAACACUGAAGGAGAUGUAGCCGCACCCAAAGAUGUCACAGCUCUACUCACCCCACCCCUAGAAGAGAACACCACUCACCCUUCCAAUGGCAGACUGGCUCCUCAGUCCCCGACUCAGAUCCCCCACUCUUCCCCGCCCACCUCCCCACCCAGCGAUCCCCCUCCCCUUUCUGAUCGCCAUGGUUACCGGUUCCGUUGCAGCAGGUGCAGCCUGGCGUUCCCCACUCAGGAGAAGCUCCAGCUGCACUGGCAGUACCAUGCCAUGAGGGCGGCGACAGAGUGCCCCCUCUGUUCUAGGCAAUGUCGCAGUCAGGAGGCCCUGCAGAGACACAUGCAAAACACACACUCACAGCUGGACAACAUACAGGGGCAGAACACACUAUUACCGCCCCAUACUGCACAAUACAUGGAGCAUAAUAAGAGUUCAGUUCAACAGGAUUUUAGUUUGUCACCUCAAGUGGGUCAAGAAGCAGGAGAGGGUGAGGAUGAAGAGAUAGAGGAAGAAGCAAUAGGCAUGGAGGGAAUGGAGGAGCAAAAAGAAGAAGUACAAUUUAAAGAGAAGGACAUUGUUGGUGAAGUUGAUAGAGAUGAAGAGGAUUUAACUGAGCUAGAGAAAGGGUCACAUGAAGAGAUCAUAUCAGAGCCUAGUUCCAGCUCUAUUGUCAAAAAGACCUCUAACCCCACAAUGGACCGCUAUCUUGAUCCAACCAGGCCCUAUAAGUGCACCAUAUGCUCAGAAUCUUUUACUCAGAAAACCAUUCUUCUGGUCCACUAUAACUCUGUGUCUCAUCUCCACCGAGCGAGAAGAGCCCUGCAGGACUCCGGCACAGGCGUUGCUGCACCUGAGGCUCCCCGUGGCCCAGAUCCUAGGCCAUACCGCUGCCGAUUGUGUGGAGUGGGCUAUAGCCAGAGCUCCACACUGGACAUACAUCUUCGCUCUGUGCUUCAUCAGACUAGAGCUCGUGCUGCCCAGAACACAGCUCCACAGACCUCAGCAUGUAGUGUAGCUGCUCCUGUGUCAGUCCCCACUACUGCCACUCCGACUGCUACCACCAGAGAAGAAACAUCCAAGAGUUUCCCUUUCACCAAGAGGUCCGAUGUGGUGAAUUCUUCAACCUCCUCGCUUUUGGGCUUAGCAGCUGAGGCCCAGCCAACCCUCUCUAACCUAACUGACAGCCAGCAGACUAAAAAGAGAGUGGCAGAUCUUCUCGCAUCAAGAAACCAGCUAAUGCUAAUACAACAGCAGCAGUUAGCCCAGGCUCAGGCACAGGCCCAAGCUCAGUUACAGCAACACACAGCUCUGCUCCAGUCCCAGUUGAUCCAGCAUCUUCCUUUAGGGCCAGAGAGUCUCCUUAAACAGCAAUUCCCCUUGACACCAGAAAACCUGCUCUCUCUGCAGCAGCAACUUCUUCUGCCUUUUUACCUGUCAGGGGACGUGAAGCUCAACCCAGAGUUAGCAGUUAAGAGCUCAGAACUUAGUCAGUUAGUAUCUGCAAACUCCACCCCAAAAGAACAAGUUAAGGCAGAAGCUAAAAGGGAGUCUCAGCCCCAAAUAGAUGAGAAACAAAACAACAAAACAAAACAACAGAGGGAAAAUUCAAACUCAGCUGCUGUCCAGCCAAAGGAUCCGGUGCAGUGUGAAGCCAAGGUUGAAGCAGGCUGCAGUGGAUCCUCCAUCAGUCAGACAGAAAGAGAUCACAGCCAUUCUAGUCUUGAGGAAGAAAAAGAAGAAAUGCUUGUUCCUACUAUUAAAAAUGACAGUCAGAAGGAGGAAACAGGUUCCUCAUCAUUUAACCUAAUUGGAUUUCAGUGUCCUCCUCCCAGAGUGCCCUAUGCUGCUGUGAAUGGGGAGCCUCUUAGAGCCUUGUUACAAAGUUAUGGCUAUGAGUUGGCACUGCAGUAUAUACAAAGUAGACACAGACAUCAGCAACAGAUAUCAACUCAUAUGAUGCCAGAUAAACAAGAGGGCUCUGACAUCAACAAGAUGGAGAUGUGCUCAGAUGAAGAAAGAGAUGAGUUUAAUGAAUUACAGGAUGGAAAGAUGGAAGGCUAUAAAGACAACAACAAAGGAACAGACAGCAAUGGAGAGACAGAAGAGAAGAUGCAGAACAAAGAUGAGCAGUUAGCAAACAAAGAGAAAAAAUGCUGUGGAAAAGGAGAAAAAUGUAGGGACUGCGGAAAGUUUUUUUCAGAUGCGCUGAUUUUAAAAAGCCACAAGGAGUACAUUCACAGGAUCCUGUUUCCCACUGCUGCGCUUGAGAGGUUUUCCAGAGAAUACAGGCUGCAGUAUGACCAGAUGUACCCCCUCACACAGCCUAAAUCCGGGGACACUUCUAAUGCUUGUCCCCAAGCUGCAGCCCCAGCCCCAUCCUCAGAAACAGAACUACCACUGGAAACAGUUAAGCCUCAAGUUAAAACCCUUGCAACUUCAUCUAUAUCUUCAGUUUUAGACCCCAUAACCAAAACAUGCAGUCCAGCUACAGACCUAACACCAAAUGCUCCUGCACCUCCUCCUCCUUCCCAACCUCAAGAUAUUUUACAACAAGAGGAACCCAUCCCAAGCACAUCUGCCACAGUUCCUUCUCAAGCCACAUCCCCAGCUAAGUCCAUACCUCUUCCCUUACCUAAAAUACCUAUGCUUCCUCUCCCUUUGCCCCAGCUUCCUUUGCCCCCAUUGACUUUACCCAAGCUUCCCCUACCCCCCCUUCCUUUUCCCAUGGAGCUACCUCUCCUCCCUCCAGUUGUGAUGCAGUCUGUGGCUCUCCAGCCCCAACCUUGGUUAGACUCAAGUGUGAACCCUGAACUGGCAAAACUCUAUCAAUCUCAACUCAACCCAGCACUGCUAGGAAAACAGCCACAGCUUAGUCCUGCUUUGCUAGCCCAGCAAUCCCAGCUCAGCCCAGCUUUGCAAGGCCAGCCUUCACAGCUCAAUCAUGCGCUGCUGGCUCAACCAUCUCAAGCCAGCCCUAUCCAAACAGGACAACAACCCCAAGUCAACCCAACAAUACUUGAACAACAGCUUAAGAGAACCCGAACACGAAUUUCUGAGGAACAACUGGCUAUUCUGAGGAAACACUUUGAUAUUAACUGCCUCCCCAGUGACGAAGAGAUUAACAAGAUGUCUGGUCUGUCUGGUCUGCCACACAAAGUUAUCAAACACUGGUUCCGCAAUACCCUGUUUAAAGAGCGCCAGCGAGACAAGGAUUCCCCUUACAAUUUUAAUAAUCCCCCAAUCAUAUCACUGGAGGAGUCCAGUGAGGAAGUCGAACAAAACCAGCCUCAGACACUUUCCUCUUGUUCACUGUCCCCAGGCCUUUCAACCAAAACCUCCCUCCAGACAACAGACCUCGAGAGAGGAGAGCCUCAUAGGGGCCGACGCUCUUCCCGAACACGCUUCACAGAGCAGCAGCUUGAGACCCUGCAGGGUGUGUUUGAGGCCACUCCCUACCCCAGAGAGGAAGAAUAUGACAGGUUAUCUGCUCUACUGUCUCUCCCUAACAGAGUAAUUGUGGUAUGGUUCCAAAAUGCUAGACAGAGAGCCCGCAAAAAUCAAGACCGAGGAAUAGAAGAUGGAUUAGAAGAAAAGAACCAGCUUGACAACAUUCACACACAGAGAAACGGCUGCUAUAAAAAUAGUGAUGAUAAUGGGGAUAACUGCUAUGGGGAUGAAGGACAGGCUGAAUCUCAGAAUGAAAACUCCAUGGAUCUGACUUAUGAGUAUUACACCAACCCUGACUCGCCUGUCCUUGAUUCUUCCUCUCACUGCACAGACACUGAGAAUCCAACAGCCAAAGGUGAACCAACAUCUGUUACCAGGACACAGGAAGAUCAAAAAAUCUCUCCUGUGGCUAGCAAGAGCCCAGCCCUUGCUCAAACUCAGAAGGAAAUUUCAAAUGCAGACAUCCAGCAUCAGGAAAUUGUUCAAGCAGUGAAACAAGGAUUGUCUCCACAACCUGAGCCCAAACUGCAGCCAGAAAGUACUUCAGAAAGAACACAGCCUUCCUCUUCCUCAUCUUCACAAAAAACAAAACCCCCCACCCUGCCCAUGGCUCAUUCUAGUCAUGGCCGUACAUAUAGCUCUCCUUCUGAUAAAGCUGUUGAAAGACCUGCUGAUACAUCACCCAACCUUCUUGCUGGUCCAGACACAGAAACAGGCCACACUCUGCUGCCUGAUGCCACCCAAGGCCUAUCCAGUGAAGUCCAGUCAAAAAACCAGCUCCAACCCCAAACCCAGUCUCAGUUCCAGUGCAGUCUAUGUCCAAUGUCCUUGCCUUCAUUCCAGCUGUGGCAGGAGCAUCAGACCAGACAUGUCCUGGCAGCUCAGACCCAGGUCCAGUUUCUCCACUCUGGCUUCACAGACCGAACCAUGCCUUAUAUGAUGCUCCAUCCCAACCACACCCUGAUGGCCAGCCAAAUGCUUUCAGGCGCCAUGUCCCAGAUACACACUACUCCCACACAUCCCAUGAUUUCACAUUUAAACAGCAUACAAAUUAAGAACACACUCUCUGACCACUCAAGUAAUGCCCUCACCAGCCUCUCUCAAAGUUCCUUGACACCAAUGAAGCAGAAUUCAAAGCUUAUGUCAGAGACCAGUUUUGAGAUUCAAAGGGGCAGUAGAGAGGUUGAAGAGGAGCACAGAAGGGAUAAGCGUCAGAGAACCACAAUUACCCCAGAACAACUUGAAGUGUUGUAUCAGCGUUACAGCUUGGAUUCUAACCCCACCAGAGGAGUCCUGGAAAGCAUCGCACGUGAUGUAGGCCUCACAAGACGUGUGGUUCAGGUCUGGUUUCAGAAUACACGAGCCAGAGAGAGAAAAGGACAGUUUCGCUCAAUGGGUCCAGGAUCCAGUUUCAGCUUGGGUUUCAACCACCUGCGCUGCCCAUUCUGCAGGGCGCUCUUCAAGGUUAAAAGUGCUCUUGAUGCCCAUGUGAGGUCACGCCACUGGGCGGAGGCUGAAAGAGCAGGCUUUAACUUAUCCAUGAGCAGUGGUUCCGGUGCGCAGACUGGCAUGGCUAUGCCAUCUGCCAUGGACAGGCCAGGCCCAUCUAUCUCCUCCAACCCCAUCCCAAAACAAGGCUAUGUCAACAGCAACAAAGAGGCAACUGUGAAGGCACCUGUGGCCACUUUGUCUUCAGCCACAGAUCUGAACAACCCAGAGGAGGAUGAUGACUAUGACGAGGAUGAUGAGGAAUACCCAUAUGAGGAGUGCCGCAGUAUGGCUGACCAAGCUUCUCCUAGUCCUGAGGGAUCUGGGGGUCCAAGCUCAGAUUGGGGUGAGACACAGACUCUGCAGCAGCACCACCAUCAUCAUCAACAGCGCCAAAGGACACAGAUGAGCCACUUCCAGGUACUCCAGCUGAGAGACUUCUACAGGAGCCACCGUACCCCCAACCGUCAUGAGUGUGAGGCACUGGGCCAGGAGUUGGGACUGCCUCACCGCGUGGUACAGGUGUGGUUCCAGAAUGCCAGAGCCAAGGAGAAGAGGGCCAGGAGUCUGAGCUCUGACUCUGCAGAGAGGGAGCAGGCAGAGCUGUCCGCAGGGGCAGGGGAGAGAGACAGAGCUUAAAGAGGCAGACUACAGUUCCUUUGCGUCCUAAUACAACAUUCUCCCCAAAACCUCUCCUGCACUGCAGUCAACCUCUAAAAAUAUAACCUGUCCACUUUGCUGCCAAACCUGUAACCUGAACACCCCAAAGAUUCAGAGCCACAGUGGCCCAAAGACAAACUCUCUCAACUGAAAAAUGGAAAGAGCCCAAACCAAGUCCUCUUUACCACAGCUUUCCUCUUUUCUUAUUGUUUUUAAACUCUCUUUCCUGGUCUAAACUUUCAUGUUGAAAAGAGCUCCUCUCCCUGUUCUGUCAGACACCUUACUACAACCAAACACCACCUUGAUAAAAACCAACCAGAUGCCACAGAGGCCAAAGAGCAUUCUCCAAGUAUGUGACCUCACUGCCCAGCUAGACCUGCAGUCUACCUCUCAGUCUGCAUGACAGACUCACAAUGGGCCCUCCACCAGACAGUGCUAGAUGACUAGCUGUGUAGCAUGUAGUGCCAGUCUGCAAGAGGCUGGAGAACAAAUUGUCAAAGAGAUUUUAGUGUAAAUAGAGAGCUCCAAGAGAUAAACUUGAAGAAAAACAAAGCAGUUAACUGUGGAAGAAGAUUAUGAAAAAAAAAACAUAAAAAUAUCGUUGAAAUAGACUGAGGUAUUCGCAUAGAGCUUUUGUAAAGACUGACUCAGAAUUCCAAAGCUCGUAACCAAAAUUUUACAUGUCUGUGGAUUUAGUUUCAACACGUUUGUUUUCAGUGACAAACUGCAGAGCUGACGUCUGUACGGUAAAAGGGUGAUAUCUGCAACCGGCAUAGGUAAGCCGAGUACCAAUAGACUGAUAUGGUGCAGCUUCACCCUCCACAAGCCAAUGAUGAGUCUUCUGUUGUACAUGUACUCCUUCUGUGUUCCUUUAGAGGAUAACAGCGCAAAUAGCACAGAGCGAAAAGGUCAGUUUGUCCUGUCAGGGCAAACUAUUUUUUAUAGCACUCAACCAUUAUACUGUAUAUGAAAACUUUAACCAAACUCAAAUUUACAUUGUGUGUGUUUAGUAAUAGUUUCUUAAUAUAAAUCUUAUGGAUUGAGAUAAACUGUCUUGCUUCGAUAUAAUAGUGUCAUGAUUAUGAAAAGAUUAUGACAGCUUUGAUAUGUUCAGGCGAGGUGACUUACUGCCUUUCCGUUCUAAUUGAAUAUACCAAUGGCUGACCAAUGUUAUGUGAUAAUUGUAAAGCUUUCUAUGCUCAGGUCAACAGCUCAACAUGGCUCCACUUCAAAUGUGAUCUUAAUACUGUACUUUUCUGUUUAUAAAACAGAAAAGGCAUGGUUCAACCUUGGACUGAGUAUUAAAAAAUAUCUACAAACCAUCUCUGUAUUUCAAAGAUCUGAGCUUUUCACCUGUGAGUAAUAGAUUGUUACAAAAACCUUAUUGAAACUAAAGUGUUUAAUAGUGUGAGGGGUAAAUGUACAGUAUUUAGCUUUUGUAUGGUUGACUCAAGACUUCAUUGGAUGAUUGAGACACAGCUCCCUUUUCCACUUACAGAUAGGGAGCUACUGCGCAAAGCUGAGAAGAACUUUGGAUGUUAUUGAUGUUAUUUUUGUACACUUAAUUUAUUUUUCUUCUUUCUUUCUCCCCACCUACUUUCCUGUUUAGCUCUCUACCUAUAUUCCCGUGUUCAUUUGCAACCAGUCCUUAUUCUAACUGUAAUAAUGAUAAUAUAACAAUAAUAACUAAACAAUAAUUAAUGCUUUAAGACAAAAAUCCAAAGACGUGAUAAUACUUUAACCGUAUGACCUACAAAAAUAAGCGCUACUGUUUACUUGACGAUGUAUUACUGUUUUUAAAGAAGGAAGGAGUCCCUAUAUCUAAGCUACUGUUUUCUGCCUCUCAUAAGCACACUGGAGACUGUAACCAAAACCCCAAACUAGAGCCAUGGCAGUCUGUAAUAUAGCGGUUAAAGAGUUUUACUUCUCUUAAGAAAUGUUGCAGUUUAUUUUUCUUUUUUUCUACCAUAGUGUUGAACUCCAGCCCUUAAGGAUGUCCAGUUUGCUGCUAAUGUACUGUAGUUUCUAACGAUACUGUAGAAAGAUGCAUGCUCUGAUCGCUUUACCACUAGGCUUUAAUGACUACAAGCUGUAAUGAUACCUGUGAUGCUGUUGAUAGACUGCUCCUCUCUUAUUCUAUUGAAAACAAAAUGGAUAUGUGGGGCUCAAUUCCAUCAGGUUUGUUUGUCAGUAUCCUAUUAAUUACCCCUACUCAGAAGAUUAAAAUAGCUUUCAUAAUACCAGAAAUAUUUUUUCAAGCUUCCAGUUUCAAAGAAACCUACCUGGGGCAUUAACCUCUCACAUGGAGAUACUGCAUAGCUAUUUGAAGGAGUUCAGCCCCAGACCUUCCACUGGUAUGUUGUCAGUCUUUCUGUGCUGCAAUGUCUGUAGUCCAUUUGUCCAGCCAAAACAGCUUUGCUGAAUUCAGACUGAUAUCACAGCCAAUUUUCCAAAGGAUGUGGACUGACUAACUCUGUCAUGUUUUGUUCUUAAACUAACCAAUGUUUACGACAAUACCAAUGAGCUUUCUUCUGUACAGAAAUGUGCAUUCCAAAUACCACAAAGGCAGUUUUUGUAUACUGAUUAUGUUAAAUUUUGUUUCUCUCGUAUUCUCUUGAUCUUAGUGACUGUAAGAUGUACAUAUUGGGGUCCUCUAUGGUGAAGGGACUCUUAUCCUUACUGUAGGUAAAACUAUUCAUUUCUUUUUUUUUCUGGAUAUGUUGUUGCCAUAGUGAUGACCAAAAAGAUACCUGUGAUGUGCACCUGUCCUUAUGUCCUGCUCCAGUGGUUUAGUGUGUCUCUAUACUCUCCCUCCCCUUCUUCCCUACUGGUGUGUGUUUCUCUUCCUUUCCCUUCCCAUACUCCACUGAGCUAAAUAAAGUCUGCUUU